UCAAAACGAUCCAUUCAGUCUAAUUUUGUUAGAGCUGCAGAAUGACUCUGUCCUUGAUUAUGUUUAUCUUCAUCUGUGAAUCCAUCAGCAGCAGUGAGGUUUCCAGUCUAUCCAUACACUACAAUAACACUUCAGGUCAUGUUCCACAGAUUUUAUAUCCAUACAAUAAUACCGUGAAAGCAUUGGUUGGCUCAACACUAGAUAUAACUUGCACAGUAUUGGCUGACCUUCCUCCAAAUACUGAAAUAUUGGUCUAUUGGCUAGCUAAUCAAAGUUACAUUGAAGACUACAGCACCAACACUAGAGUUACGGAAGUUCAAACUGAAAGAAGAGAAAAAGAAGCAAGUUAUAUUGAUGUUCACCUGAGUUUUUCAGAAAUUAAAACAAAGGAUUUUGAAAUAAAUUUUGUGUGUGUCGUCUUAAGUGAAGAAAUUGAUCGAGCAAGCUUCAUUUUCAUCAAGCCAGCAGUCUCAAAUGUUGCAUCAGAUUUUGUGGUUGCUCUAGUUGUGCUGAUGAGUAUCAUUCUGGUGAGCAUUUGCAUACACAAGUUUAUAAAAUCCAAGCAUCCACUGAGAUAUGCAAUCCUAAAGUGAGCACUAAUCCAGAUGUUGUCCAACCCAAUUUCAAGGAUUUUCUCUUUUCAGUAUAUUAAAUGGUUUAUUUUGUUUUACAUGUACUUGGAAUUUAAAUGCAUGUUUCGUAACCAACUGCAUAAGUUUAUGCAAGUUUUGUUUUUACCUUUGGAAUUUUAGAUUGAAUAUACUUUAUAUCGCUUCAACCUGCUUGAUACACAUAAUAUACCAAAAUAUCUUCCUUUCAAGCUAUAGUCAUGCUAAAAUGCCAUCUUGACAUCCUUGCUUGAAGCACUUACUGCAUUAUGGUGGGAGCAGCUAGCAAAAUUUGAAUUUGAUGGAUUCGGAAUUCUGAUAAACGUGUUGGGAUCUGAUGUGAAAAUGGUCCUAAUGGUUAUUAUUGCUAAUGAACUUGUGAUCUUGGAAUUUUUUUCCUAUUCAUUUCAUUAUGAGCUGGUAAUGAGGAAAUAGAAGAUCCGUGCUAAUACAUUGGGAAUUACAGCCAUUGUACAUGCUGCAUUGUACGGCAAUGUUGAUGUGAUGCUAUGUAUCUUUUGUUUUUCUGUUUUCACAUAAAAUGUAAAAGUAUGUUGCAAUUUCACAUUAGUCACAGAAGUGAGAUUAUGCUUGUAUUCCUUUCAGUUGUCAAGAUUUUUAUUUCAUGGACAUUAAAAGAAUAAAACCUUACA
This is a messenger RNA of Hemiscyllium ocellatum (epaulette shark), 1261 nucleotides long. RefSeq names its product interleukin-1 receptor-like 2. Lineage: Eukaryota; Metazoa; Chordata; Chondrichthyes; Orectolobiformes; Hemiscylliidae. The record is from RefSeq and is a predicted model, not a curated record. The transcript is spliced from 6 exons. Bases 42 to 593 code for a protein of 183 amino acids.